AUAAAUUUUUGGCAGAAUUUUUCGAACAGCAAAGAUUUUCAUCUGAGCAUGAUACAUUAGUGCUUAUCACCUAUAAAUCUGUGUUUAUAUAAAGCGCAAGUAAAAUCAAAUCACAUUAAAGGAACUGUGGCUGGAUGUAUAAAGACGAAUUGCAAACCAAUGCUUUUUUACUGUUUGAGAUAUAUAUAACCUGUCAACCUGGAUGUCGAUGAUAUGAUAGCGGCCUGUGACACCCAGGACUUUGUCCCUUUUGGCCGGGAAUUUUGCCGACGUCAUCCUGGGAAGUUUCAGCUGCAGGUUCAGAAUGCAGUACAGGCUGAGCAUGGCCUACCACUACUUAAAUCAUUCAGGGAUAUAUCUAUACAAGAAAAUAACAAGAAGGAACAGUGGCAUUUCCGACAUCAUAUAGAUGACCCAAUUGCAACAGAAGAGGAAUUUGAUGAAGAACUGUAUGUGAGUGGUUGCACUGUAGUAUGGAGCAAAGGAGGACAGAAUGGGGCCAGAUCAGUGAUGAAAACUUUUACUGUAGAAUCUCAGGUGUUACAGGCGCUCUGGUGUAGUUUUAUUCUACCAAAAAGUGAGAUUCCUGUUAAUUCCAUACCUACAACAGAUAUUCAGGGUGAUCUACAGAAGGGAAUAUGUGUAGUGGAGUCUGGAUCUGUCAGCUGUUUCAUGGAAAAAGGAGGAGAAUUCAACACAGCUUUACCAUUUCAGGUUGCUAAUUCCUGGGUAAUCAAGAAUGGUUUAUUAUUUGAGAGAACAGUGUCACCAACAGAGAUGACAAGUGGUAAAAGAAACUCUCCCAAUCAGACGACAGUAUUCAGUAUGUUACAUCCACUGGAUGAAGUAGCUCCUGUUAUUACUAAAACAUCAGGUGUAAGUGGCUACCCUAAGAUUUCGUACUUAACAGAUAAUACUCAGCACAUAGUGUUUACCAGUGUGGAACCAUCCCUAGUAUUUACAUAUGAUACAAUGAUAGGAGUACAUACUGUAUGGAGGGUCAGAAAAGCCAGAGCAGAUGAGUGCAGUUCGGUAUGUGCCACUUUUGAGACCAGUUUCCUACAGCCCCCUGGUAACACCACUUCAAUUGGACUAAAUUUGUCAGCAAGUAAUCAUUCUCGUUUCAUCAGUAAUUUGUCAGCCCAGUCACCAAGUGUAUCUCCGAUGAGAAACUUCUCUGGUAGAAUCAGUUCUCCUGGUGGUGGAUUUAUCAGAUCCCAAAGUCUGAGUCCUGCUGUUAAUACUAUGGCUGCUGUUAGUCGCGCUCAGUCCCCAGCAGUUGUGGGUACAGCCUCAGUGAUCAGGUUCCAGUCUCCGUCCCCCAGUGUAGCCAGAAGUCCUGCUGGAUUCUUCAGGACACCACCUGUAGGUUCCUAUAAUGUAUCGUUGAUAAAUGAGAGCUACUCUGAAUGGGUAGAACCACUUAAACCAGAAGUAUGCUUUGAACAUCUAUGGACAGAACCUGCACCAGCCAUAAGAGAUGGAUCUUUAGGAAAGUCAUCCAAAGCCUUCCUGACCAGAGAUCUAUGUGGACAACAAUAUAUGUGCUAUCUUAUAUCAUACAGACAACAACUAAGAUGUGUUAAGUUUGAAGAAAGCAAUGACCUUAGUCAGCUGAUUUUUGGUUCAGUAUCUGUAAUACAGGCAAAAGAUGCUUUGCCAGUAGAGACCUUAGAUCUGUUGAUAGUUAUUGACCCUACAAAUGUAUUAUGGGUUUAUAGUGGGAGCACAAAGAUCAACAGGCUCCAUGUACCAACUUUACCUAUAGGAACAGGAUCUAUAAGUAUGUUGAGAACCGUAACACCACUUAACAGUCCUACCAGAGGUAGAAUAUUUACCUCCAGUAGACCUCCUAGUGCUAUGGAUGCUAGAUUUGAUGAUGAAGAGCUGAACCAUAUUUCUCCCGUAUCUGAUGCAGACGAGUCAGCUAACUUUGAGGAUUGUCCAGUUCCAACUGGGUUUGUUCAAGGUCUCAGGGAUAAUGUUGGAGUCAAGUUUACUAUUGAAUUAAUGAAUGGUCACCUCUGUAGAGCUGCUAUGCCUAACCAGACUAAUUCACCAGGCAUUGAAGCUUGUCUGAAUGGACUGAAACACAUGUUACCAAAAGACUUAGCCAUCUUGUUACUUGGUAAAUGGUAUACAGCAAGAAAUACUCCAGGUGGCCUUGGGAACCAGUCUGAAUGGGCCUUGUUUACAAGAUGCCUUCUCAAUCUAAUGGGCUAUGAUACUACAAGAUUAGCCUUGACAAGUCAGCAAGAUCUUGAUGUUUCUAUGUCACCAGUUGUUGCUCAAAAGAAACCAAAACAAUCUGAUCAAGGUUGUGAAGAGGACUGGGAAUGUUUGAUAAAUUCUGACCACAAUGAAUUUAUGAAUGCCACCAUGGAAUCAUCACUGGGUCUAAGUCAUGCAAGCUCAUUACCUGAUGCCACAUCUUACUCUAAGCCUUGUGGCAUCAAUACAUCUGCACAAUUAUUUGCACACAUACCAUCUAUAUUGAUGGCUUUACAUUUGGUUUAUGAGGAUAUGAAGUUGAACAUUUUACUGACAGAUGAACUUUCUAAGUUAGCUCCCAUCUUGUUGCAGAUAGCCAGUGAUUUGAAGUGCUCUAACUACACAGAUUAUUACUGUAGAGAUUAUCCACAUUUGUUUCAACAGAUUGAUGACAUUAGUCAGAUAAACAGUGAGAAUUUAACAAAGAUGCAGUACCCCGGUAUUUACAGUGAACAUGUACCAUCAGUUUACCAGUGGGUGUUGAAACACAUGAGGAAUGAAGAUCCUGGAUUAUUUCCCUUUAUACCAGCAGUGUGUAACAAUAUCAGGAAUGUUAUCUCAUUGUAUGCAUUGAUGAUGAAGAAGAAGUUAAACACAGAACAAGCCAUUGAGAGAUGUUUAAGGAGAGUGGCCCCUGCAGGCCACAGAGCUCCUACGUGUGAUUUAUCAAUGUCCAGGAGUUUCUCCCGGAGUUUCUCUAUCACUGUACCUACAGCUAGUGUAUUGGAACGGAUGGUUUUAUAUAUGACAGAACUGGGUAUGACAAAGAGGGAUUUAGAACGACUUCCAAUAGGAAUAGCUCUACCAUUUCGUGAAGCUAUAUUCCACUGUAGAUGUAAUCCACCCUCUGAUUGGCCAGAGGAGGCAUAUGUUCUCAUAGGUCGACAAGAUAUAUCUCAACUGUUAUCACUUACUAAAGCUAAGCCAGAACCAAGACCAGGUGUAAAUAAUUGGUACCAGUCUAAAAAUAAAGAGACAAAGGAAGAAGAGGAUGGCAUGGCACAUACUGAUGAAGAGCUAUUAAAACUGAGAUUUAGUGAAGAUUUAAGGGUACAAGAAGUGAGAAGACUGUUGCAAUCAUCAAGGCCUGCAAGAAUAGCCCUUGUGCAGAGACCAGAAGUCAGUGACCAUGAUUUUAUUGAAGAACAAGAGAGACAUUUGUACUCUAUUUGUAUCAGGACAAUGGCAUUACCAUGUGGAAGAGGAAUGUUCACCAUGUGUUCUUACCAUCCACUGCCUACAGAAGCUUUACCUACACCUAAAUUAUGUCUGACAGGAAGAGCCCCACCAAGAAAUGCUACUGUAGAUCUAACCCACAUUGAUACCCCACCUAAUAUGUCAGCAUGGCCACAAUUCCACAAUGGUGUGGCUGCUGGGUUGAGAAUGGCUAAUUCAUCACAGGUUGAUUCUACGUGGAUAAUAUACAACAAACCAAAGAGUAAUGAUCUGACCAAUGAAUAUGCUGGAUUCCUGAUGGCCCUUGGACUAAAUGGUCAUCUUGUUAAUCUUCAUAUGCUUAAUGUUCAUGAUUAUCUUAGUAAGGGUCAUGAAAUGACAACAGUUGGCUUGUUAUUAGGAAUGGCUGCAGCAAAGAGAGGAACAAUGGAUAUAUCAACCACCAAAGUAUUAAGUAUUCAUGUACCAGCUUUACUGCCCCCUACCUCUACAGAACUCAAUGUUCCACAUAAUGUUCAGGUCGCUGCUAUACUAGGGGUGGGGCUAGUAUUCCAAGGAACCGCCCACAGACAUACAGCUGAAGUCUUAUUGGCUGAAAUUGGUAGACCACCAGGACCAGAGAUGGAGAAUUGUAAUGACAGAGAAUCAUACUCAUUAGCUGCUGGAUUGGCUUUAGGACUGGUUAUGUUUGGGAAGGGUGGUGAACAAGUUGUGAAGUCUGAUUUAAACAUGGCUGACACACUUUGUCAUUUUAUGAUUGGUGGACACAAGAGACCAUUGAUUGGACCUAACAAAGAGAGAUACAAAUCACCAAGUUACCAUAUCAAGGAAGGAGAUGCAGUAAAUGUAGAUGUGACUUCACCUGGAGCUACUUUGGCUUUGGGCAUGCUCUACUUUAAAUCUAAUAACAGUGCUGUAGCAGAAUGGUUAAGUGUAGCAGAUACACAGUUUAUGUUAGAUCAUGUCAGACCAGACUUCUUAAUGUUGAGGACAUUAAGUAAAGGAUUGGUGAUGUGGGAUACAGUAUUACCUACUUUUGAAUGGCUGAAGAAUAAUGUUCCUGAGAUUUUACAGAGGAAUGCCUUCAACAGAGGUCAUGUUGAGGAAUCAGCUGAAGAUGACAAUAUGACUGAUUUUGAAACACAAAGUCAAGCUUACUGUAAUAUUCUGGCUGGAGCUAGUAUGGUGAUAGGUCUCAAGUUUGCAGGUACAGCUAAUCAGUCUGCAUUUGAAACAUUAAUGAGAAGUAUCAAAUUAUUCUUGACAUUCCAAACAAAUCCUAGACUGGUUGAACAAGCAGGUAAAAGUACCGUAGAGAGUUGCUUGAUGACUGUAUUAGUAUCAAUAGCACUUGUAAUGGCUGGAACUGGUAAUUUAGAAGUUUUGAGGAUCUGUAGAUACCUUAGAUCUAGAGUUGGACCUCCAUAUAACUUGUACGUUAUGUAUGGAUCUCACAUGGCCAUCAGUAUGUCUAUAGGACUUCUAUUCCUGGGAGGUUGUAGAUAUUCAUUAAAGACUGCUCCAGAGUCUAUAGCAGUAUUGUUAUGUGCUAUGUUUCCUAAGUUUCCUAUACAUAGUAAUGAUAACAGAUACCAUUUACAAGCCUUCAGACAUUUGUAUGUCCUUGCUACUGAGAUGAGAGUAGUUUUACCUAGAGAUGUAGACACAGGACAGCCAUGUUAUGUACCAAUGGAGGUCAAGUUCAAGGAUACUGAAGCUUACCAAAAUGUUUCAUUUACAACUACAGCUCCCUGUCUUCUGCCAGAGUUACAUCUCAUUCAAGAGGUACAUAUUCUGGGACCAAGAUACUGGCCGAUAGUUUUCCAUAGAGAUAAGAACUGGAGUAUACUAGAGAUACUGUUAUCUAAGCAGGGAACAUUAUAUGUUAAACAAAGAGCAGGUCAUUUGUCUUAUGUAGAAGAUCCUAAGGGAUAUAGAAGUAUGUUAGCUAAAUCCUUAACCAGUGAUCAUUCUAGUCAUUGUUUAGUCAAGCCAGAUGUUGUAAAAGCCUUUACUAGUGACACAAGAAUCCAUGCCAUGACAGAAUACUUCCUCAGAUCAAAGUAUACGGAGGCUUGUGCUAUUCUUCAGAUACUGUCAGCAGUGUUAUAUGAAUGUGUCACCAGGGAAAAACCAGAAGCUAUAAUGUCCUUGCUGGGACUUAAUCAGAUUUUAGACAAAACAGAUUUUGAUUUGAAGUCAGAGGGUGUAAUACAACUGAAGCUUGCUCUAGCAUACUAUAGAAGUAACCAUCAGAUACUCAGUCAGGAUGUAGACCACAAGAAUCAGCUGUUAAAGAUGGAGUUUUUGUUGUCUCUAAAAGCCAAACUAGAAAAUGUUCUAGACAAAUGGCAAUCAGAUCACAUGGAAUUGCUGGUUAAGUAUUUACAAGGAGAAGUUUUAAAAGGUUAUGAACUUUUACAAUUGACCCCAUAUCUGACCUGGUUUGAUAUUCCAACACCAACAAAUAUCUCAAAUAUAAUCGUAGAAGGUUCUCCAACACUACCAGUACUGUGUUCAAACUUGCCAUAUUUGUCAGUUUCUACAUUAAAGAGAAUUCUGACUGCAUGGAAGGCUGCUGUGUGAUACUAUUGUGCUAUAUUCAUUGUUCACAUGGAUUUAAUGCAAAUAAGGAUGAUGAUAUCUGUCGAGUUUGUAAAGAAACGGCUUAUGAUCUAUUGAAACUAAUAAGGGCAGCAAAUAUAAGCAUUGAAAAAUAAGAAUUAUUAUCAUGUCAUCAUCACUGAAUUAUUACUGAGUUAUACUAUUUGCUUUGAUCAGACAAUAUGUUCUAUUACUCUGUAGUAACGACUGAUGUUAUAAGAGAGACAAAAAAGUGAAAAAAAGAGAAGGAAAUUUUAGUAUAUUUAUAUGAGAUAUCAAAAUGAAAAUGCAAAUUGUUUAUCAAAUGUUGCAUAAAUAAAUGAUGUCAGGAAAUUGAAGAAACAAUUAG
Messenger RNA from Mytilus trossulus (common blue mussel), 6400 nucleotides. RefSeq names its product anaphase-promoting complex subunit 1-like. Bases 214 to 6033 code for a protein of 1939 amino acids. The record is from RefSeq and is a predicted model, not a curated record. Gene Ontology annotation, cellular component: anaphase-promoting complex. Gene Ontology annotation, biological process: metaphase/anaphase transition of mitotic cell cycle; anaphase-promoting complex-dependent catabolic process; protein K11-linked ubiquitination. Lineage: Eukaryota; Metazoa; Mollusca; Bivalvia; Mytilida; Mytilidae. Gene Ontology annotation, molecular function: molecular adaptor activity. The transcript has 54 exons.